Ananas comosus (pineapple) is the source of this 2827-nucleotide messenger RNA. RefSeq names its product probable mitochondrial intermediate peptidase, mitochondrial. Lineage: Eukaryota; Viridiplantae; Streptophyta; Magnoliopsida; Poales; Bromeliaceae. The record is from RefSeq and is a predicted model, not a curated record. The transcript is spliced from 18 exons. Gene Ontology annotation, molecular function: metalloendopeptidase activity. The coding region runs from base 80 to 2269 and encodes 729 amino acids. Gene Ontology annotation, biological process: peptide metabolic process; proteolysis.
UUUUUCACACCAUUCGAGUUUUUAAUUUAUUUUUGUAAUCCAAACCAUCGUCUUCUUCCUCUUCUCGUCGGCUUCGAGGAUGUUGCUAUCUCGUGCCCUAGGGCUCCGCCGCCGCCGCGCCACCUCCGCCGCCUCCGCCGUCGCCGUCGCCGCCGGGGGGCGCCGCUUCUUCGAAGCCUCAUCAUCCUCCUCCACCUCCGCCGGCGCCGCCGCCGCCGCCUUCGCCGAUGGCGCCGAGACAGGCCUCUACGGCCUCCAGAUCCUGAGGACGGCGAAGGGGUUCCGACGCUUCGUCGACGAGGCCAUCGAGAGGUCCAAUGAGCUCGUCUCUAACAUUUCUCGGCUCCCUCCCUCCAUGGAGAUCAUCCGCGCCAUGGAUGAGAUCUCUAACACGGUCUGUUCGGUGAUUGAUUCUGCGGAGCUGUGCAGGAACACACAUCCGGACAGGGAGUAUGUGGAAGAAGCGGAUAAGGCUUCGAUGAGGAUUUAUGAGUAUCUUCAUUUUCUAAAUACAAAUGUAACAUUAUACAAUGCUAUACUAAAGGCUGAGAGUGAGGGUGUCCUGCUUACAGAAGAAGCUCAAAGGGCAGCCUCUACUUUACGUAUUGAUUUUGAGAAAGGGGGCAUCCAUCUAUCGAAAGAGAAACUGGACCUGGUUAAUGAAUUAAAUCUCAAGGCUGCCCAGCUGGGAAGAAAGUUCAAUGAAAAUAUUAUGACUGACCCAGGUUUUGUUGAUAUAUAUCCGGCAUCGCGAAUCCCGAAGGAUAUGCAACAUCAUUUUAAGCCCAUAUAUCGGUCGACCCCAUCUGCAUCUGAGGAAAUAAGAGAUCUAAGGGAUCAGAGAAGAGAGAAGGGUCUUCAGAUCACAACAGAUUCAAGCACUCUCUCCUCAGUGUUGAAAUGGGUAUCAGAUGCUGAGGUAAGGAGACUAGCGUACAUAAGAGGUAAUUCUGUACCAAGUGGAAAUCUUGGUGUUCUUGAUGAUCUUAUAAGAACUCGUCAUGAACUUGCACAGAUAAUGGGGUACAAGUCAUUUGCCGACUUUGCUAUACAUCCUAACUUGGCCGCAAAAGUAGAUGUUGUCAUGUCCUUUCUUCUUGAUCUAAGCAAGAUAGUUAGACCCAAAGCUGAUGAGGAGUUUGCACGAAUACGUGAUUUCAAGAGGCGAGUAUGUAAUGAGAAAAGUUUAGAUUUAGAGCCAUGGGAUGAGGCUUACUUCACGGGAAUGAUGAAAUCUUCUACAUAUGACCUGGACUCUUCGGUUGUUGCCUCAUAUUUCCCGUUAUCCAAAUGCCUCGAGGGCUUGAAAAUGUUGGUUGAGUCGCUAUUUGGUGCGACAUUUCAAAUGAUUCCGACUACUCCCGGCGAGUCAUGGCAUCCAGAUGUCAUAAAGCUCUCUCUUCAUCAUCCUGAAGAGGGUGAUUUGGGGUAUCUGUAUCUUGAUCUUUACUCCAGGAAGGGGAAAUAUCCAGGUUGUGCCCAUUUCGCUAUUAGAGGUGGGCGAAGAGUCUCCGACAAGGAAUACCAACUUCCAAUUGUUGCAUUAGUCUGCAACUUCUCAAGUCCGUACAGAUCAUCAACUACGAGGCUUAACUACUGGGAUGUCGAAACCCUCUUUCAUGAGUUUGGUCAUGCUCUUCAUUCCCUCCUUUCGAGAACGGAUUAUCAGCACUUCUCGGGCACUAGAGUCGUCCUUGAUGUCGCUGAAACACCUUCCAACCUUUUCGAGUACUAUGCAUGGGACUAUCGUGUUCUGCGGACAUUUGCUAGAGAUGAAACUACCGGUGAUCCCAUACCAGAAAAACUUGUACAGGCUAUGAACGGUGCUCGAAACAUGUUUGCUGCAACAGAGCUGCAACGCCAGAUAUUUUACUCACUAAUUGACCUGACACUCUUUGGGGAGCAACCAGCUACUGCUAGAGAUACUGUUUCUAUUGUUGCCGAUUUAAAGAGACAACACACAAGCUGGAAACAUGUAGAGGGCACACAUUGGCAUACUCGAUUCAAUCACCUCAUUAAUUAUGGUGCUGGCUAUUAUAGCUAUCUAUACGCGAGAUGUUUCGCAUCAACCAUAUGGCAAGAGAUCUGCCUGGACGAUCCGCUAUCCCGGAGCACAGGCGACGCUAUUCGAACAAAAUUCCUGCGGCACGGAGGAGCAAAGAACCCAUCUGAUUUACUGAAGGAUUUUGUCGGGGACAGAAUUAUACGAGAUUGCAGAGGCGGAGUAAUCCCUGACAUUAGCAGUCUCUGCAAAGAAUUGGGCUUAUGAUAUCUAAGAUGGCUUGAUUUUGGAAAGAAGAUCCACUUAAUGGCUAAAAGCUGAGAAAAGGUUUCAUCACAUGGGUGGAUGAUUUUGAAUGAACUUUAGGGCUCAAUGUACACCAAGAUGAGGUAUGUUUUAUGUUAUCAUCUUUGUUGUCAUAAUUUAUUAUUGAUUAAGGGUGUAUAGAUAUUUACCUGUUACAAUUCAUGUUUCCAUUCGGUGCUCUACCCUCGAGCUGAAGCAAUAUUUAUUUGCUAAUUUAUAAUGUAGAAUAUUGUAGUUGUUAAGUUAAUUUGCUGGUAAAGCUACGAGAACCAAAAAAAGGGAAAGAAAAAGGGUUUUUUUUUUAAUAAUUAUUGUAAGAUUGAACUCUUAGACCAGAACCAUAGAAAAAUUGCAAUGUUUUGCCAUUCUUAUUCAGGAGUGCUUUUCAUUUUGAGGCUCACCCCAUUGAUUAAGGCGCAUGGCAAAAUUCAGCCGAGGGAAUCCAAAAAGCACUACUGCCUCAAAUAGAUAUGUUGUAUUAAAAGUUUUAAUACAAUAAUCAAAGUUUGAUUUUGAGUC